AUGAGCGACGAGGAGCUAAAAGCCGCCGGUUUGCCAACGCACAGAUUCAGCCUUGUUAUGGAAGAAACAGCGAACUAUGCCGUUGCCGAAUCGUCCGAAGCAUCCCUGCUGAAAUCGCUGACGUUCGCCGUCGCCAUGUCGUUCCACUCGAUCCUCGAGGGCUUCGCUCUCGGAGUUCAGAACACAACUGCGCGAAUCGUCACCCUUUUCAUCUCCCUCAUCCUACACAAGGGCGUCGAAGCGUUCAGUGUCGGGUUACAGAUCUCUAAGGGUAACAGUAACAAGCUCAAAGCAGUGAUCGCAACGAUACUUAUUUACGCGCUGAUGACUCCUCUCGGAUCCGGUUUGGGAACUCUGCUACAGGUAGAAUUUCAA
Ostertagia ostertagi is the source of this 375-nucleotide messenger RNA. Lineage: Eukaryota; Metazoa; Nematoda; Chromadorea; Rhabditida; Trichostrongylidae. The record is from the annotation of a GenBank genome assembly.